Molecule: messenger RNA, 288 nt
Organism: Sclerotinia sclerotiorum 1980 UF-70
Lineage: Eukaryota; Fungi; Ascomycota; Leotiomycetes; Helotiales; Sclerotiniaceae
Exons: 2
Coding region: 1-288 (95 amino acids)
Source: RefSeq, a predicted model, not a curated record
AUGUAUGGGACCAGGGGUCAAGUAGCGGUCAACAAUCACCAGAAGGAAGGCGAGAGCCUUGUAGAGGUGAUUUCGGGUGGUUUUGUAGGAAUCUUUCGUGUUCUAUGCAGAAAGGGCCGUAAGAGAGAAGGUUCGGCAGGAAUCUCCGGUCGGUUAGGUGUUUCCUCAAUGGCUUCUCCGAAUGUGUUCAAAUCGGAUACACAUGAAGGCGAGUAUUCUUACACCUUGGUACGCCAUGCCAAAGUGUGCUCAGGGAUUUGGCCCGCGAUCGAUUCUCGACGACAGUAA